AUGAGGUUCGGCUCAGCGUCAUCCAAUAAAGAGCAGGCUCGACUGGGCACUUUCCAGAUCAGCCACUAUCCCGGCGACCCCUCGGUCAAGGUCAUGUCAGACCAACUCCUUCGCGGCCACCCACCUUACUCUGUAAACCGUCGCAAUGGGCUGGACGAGCCCGUCAUCGUCACCGCCAUCGAUCUCAAGAAGCUGACCCAGCAAAUUGCGGGCUAUGGCAUGGAAGAGAAGUUGCGGCAGAUGAAAGCGGACGACCGCCAGGAACGCUACCGGCUUUCCAAAGAGCGAGUAGCCAACUGGGAAAACACAAUCGCCGGACAGCGACGCAAAAAGCUGCAGUUUCGACAGGAAAAGUACGAGGCCGAGGAAGCCGAGAGACAGAUUCUCGAUAAGCAGUAUAAGCAGGACGAGGCCGAGCGACGAAGAGAGGCCAUCAACCGCGCAAAGAAGCUGCAGUACUAUGAAACAGAUCUCGUCAAGGCCUUCCACAGCAAAGUGCUGUUGCACCAAGUGCUGCAGGAAAGAGACAAGCAGCUUGCCCUGAAAAAGGAGAGACAGGAAAUCCAAAAAGCAGAGGAUGGAAAAUAUCUACGAGCGGCCGAGGCCAAGCUUGCAGCAGACAUCGAGGCAGAGGCAAAGGUCAACAACGAAAACCGCAAGCGUGACAUCGCCACAGCGCACGACCAGAUGCAGCAGCACCGGCUAAAGUUGGAUAAAGAGGAGGCAGAGAUCCAGCGUAAUGUCGAGCUCGGAAAGGCAGAGCUAAAAGCAGACCAAGAGUAUAAGAUGUGGCAACAGGCGCGCGAAAUCCAGCGCAGGGCCGAGGGAAAGGCCCUGCAGAAGGAGUUGCUGGAGAUGGCCCGUGAUACCAAGGUGCGAGCCCAGUCGGCCAAGUCGAGAGAUCUCGAAGAAGAGAAGCGAAUACACGCCUGGACUGUCCGCAAAGCCCAGCAGGUUGCCCAGCGAAAACGGGUAGAGAAGAAAUGGAUCGAAGAUGGUAUCCAGAUGCGCGAGAAGCUUGGCGAGCGGCAGUUCAAGAUAUGCAAAGAUGAGGACAUCAAGCUCGAAGAGAGAAUCGCCAAGGCCGCCAAGGAGAAAGAAGUCCAUGAUAUUACGGAGAUAUUGGCCCAGGAGGACAAGAAGAAGCGGCAGCAGGAGGAACUCAAACUGUACUUUAAGGAGUCGAUUCGCCAAGCCGAAGAGGCACAGAAAGUGCGCAAGCAGCUCGAAAAGCAGGAGCUGGAUGAGUACAUGAGGAUACACAAAGAGGUGGUUGAGGAGGACAUUCGAAGGCGAGCCCGAAACCUCGAGACCGGCAAAAAGCUGCAGGAGUUCCACAUUCACCAGAUGGAACAAGCGCAAGCCACCCGGCAAUGUGAGCGGCAGCGCAGCAUUGAUUUCGACAAAACCAAGACCGACCAGCUGCGCAACGAGGAGCAGGAUCUUCAGAACUACAUGCGCGACAUGAUGACCACCGAGAAAUGGGCUCAAGAAAACCCCAGGCUGAAGGCGUAUAUCCACAACCAACUGAGCCCGCACGCUACAAAGAAGGACCUCGGUCGACACUCAAGUGCCCGUCGGCAGCGUGUGAACACUGCCAUGCGUCUGGGCCUGGUUGGCCGAUACGGGAAAGUGGAUACUGCCCGAGCCAAUCCUAUUUGCGCUGGCGACUUUCUCAAGGUCGUGGGCGAGCCUCUGGAUCUCCCGGGCAAGCUCACUCCCGCCCUGGUUGCCGCCGCCAAAGCACCCGAGAUCGCUUAGGUCGUAAUUGCUGGGUACUGGCGGCGCCUGUAUCAAUCCUCAUGCACGACACGACAUGGAGCAACUCCCAGU
This is a messenger RNA of Polychytrium aggregatum, 1833 nucleotides long. RefSeq lists its product as uncharacterized. The record is from RefSeq and is a predicted model, not a curated record. The coding region runs from base 1 to 1761 and encodes 586 amino acids. The transcript has 10 exons. Lineage: Eukaryota; Fungi; Chytridiomycota; Chytridiomycetes; Polychytriales.